This is a messenger RNA of Pundamilia nyererei, 2635 nucleotides long. RefSeq names its product ataxin 7 like 3a (gene atxn7l3a). The record is from RefSeq and is a predicted model, not a curated record. The transcript is spliced from 14 exons. Gene Ontology annotation, cellular component: DUBm complex; SAGA complex. Gene Ontology annotation, molecular function: transcription coactivator activity. NCBI's taxonomy places the organism in Eukaryota, Metazoa, Chordata, Actinopteri, Cichliformes, Cichlidae. Gene Ontology annotation, biological process: regulation of transcription by RNA polymerase II; positive regulation of DNA-templated transcription. The coding region runs from base 329 to 1414 and encodes 361 amino acids.
UUAGCUGGUUUAUAUGCUUUGUCGGCCUCCUCGCUCGUACCGUCAGUUUUGCUAACCGACACCUGCGACAGCAAACACUUUUAUCGAGCUUUUUGUUUUGUCCGUGUUAUUAGAAUGGCUGUAGCUGAAGACCGGGCCUCCUGCUAACGCGUUUUAUUUGGAUGGACUCGGUCAUGUUGCCUCCUUCAGAGAAACUGCCCGGUUCAGGCUGAGUUUUCGGCAUGACAGGGAUGAAGAUAGACCUGGAACAAGUGCUAAUACAUAUUUUUAAAUCCUCAGAUAUCAAUCUUAUUACCUUGCUGUCAAGACUUCCAAUAGAGAUUUUCAAAUGAAAAUGGAGGAUAUGCCCCUCUCAGGCCCAGACAACACCAGGCUGGAGGCCCUGGCCCAUGACAUCUACUCUGAGCUGGUGGAAGAUGCCUGUUUGGGCCUGUGUUUUGAGGUGCAUCGAGCUGUUAAACAGGGCUAUUUCUUCCUGGAUGAAACGGACCAAGAGAGCAUGAAGGAGUUUGAAAUUGUGGAUCAACCAGGAGUGGACAUAUUUGGGCAGGUGUACAAUCAGUGGAAGAACAAAGAGUGUGAGUGUCCCAACUGUAAAAGAUUAAUAGCAGCUUCUCGCUUUGCUCCACAUUUGGAGAAAUGCCUUGGCAUGGGACGCAACAGCAGCCGCAUCGCCAACCGCAGGCUAGCCAGCAGUAAUAAUAUGAGCAAAUCAGAGAGUGAUCAGGAAGACAAUGAUGACCUUAAUGAUAAUGACUGGUCGUAUGGGGCUGAAAAAAAAACCAAGAAGAGAAAGUCAGAUAAGAGUCAAAAUUCCCCAAGAAGAUCCAAAUCCCUGAAACAUAAAAACGGUGAGCUUGGAAGUGGCGUCGGUGCUGAAUCUUACAAGUACAACUAUAAUACUGGCAUCAGUUAUGAAACCUUGGGCCCCGAUGAAGUCAGAUCCCUUCUAACGACGCAAUGUGGGGUGAUAUCUGAGCACACAAAGAAGAUGUGUACCAGGUCUCAGCGAUGUCCCCAACACACGGACGAACAGAGGAGGGCCGUCAGGUUGUUCCUCCUGGGGCCGUCCGCGCCAACGCUGCCUGAUGCAGAUGCUGUGGAGACUGACAGCUUUGACAUUCCAGAUGCACAACCCUUAAUGAGCCGCCUGCAGUGGGAGGACUCUGAUAUUUCACCUACUGAUUCUGCUUCAUCUAAAGCCAGCACCAACCAUUCAGAUUCUCGGAAGCCCAAGAAAAAGAAGAAGCCAUCUCUUCCAUUGAACAGUGGAGGAGGAGGAAGUGGGAGUGGAAGCCUGGCUGGAGGCGGCGGCGGCAGCAGCUCUCAGAGUAAUAUCAGUAUAUCGACCAAAAAAAAGAGGCCCAAACUCUCAGCACCUCCUAUUUCAAGUAUCUAUGAUGAUUUAGCAUAAGCCAAUUUGUCAGACCAGCCCCCACCUCCUCUUAUUAAGUCCCUUCUUUCACACCAAGCUUUAAAGGUCUGAGCUGAAUGGGAUGAAACUUGACUUAGAAGUUCCUUAGUAAUCAUUUGGCCUUGAUAACUGAGGCAUCUACAUUUAAAGAUUUGUCCUUCCUAAAUUAUGAACACAGAGUUUAAGAAUUGCGGUCCGAGUCCAGUCAGAGUGUCUGCAAUAACGGAUUGGCUCACUUCCAGUGUAAAACAGAAUUUGACGCUUUGUGUGGCUGUUUCAAUGAGGAGCUUCCACACAACACUGCAGAAAACUUUGCAGCCAAUUAAAGAAAAUUGUAAAGUAGUGUAAGUAGAUUAUUUGAACCAAAACAUAAUUUUAUGCAGAUAUAGAAAUAAAGAACAUGCUACCCAUGUUGCAUGUCAUCCUCGCUCUUGCAGCUGAUCCUUUGCAAUAAAGGCAAAAAAAGCUUAGAAAUAAAUCUUUGAAAAAAAAAAUGAACCACUUGUGUGUAAAUGAUAUCUCCUGUGCUCUAAAUUUUAUUUUACGGAGGGCCUUGAAGUUACAAAAGACAUCAAUCAUAAGACCACCUGGAUUCAUACAAAGCACUGCAAUGUCCUGGAACUGAAAAAAAACUUUUCAGACCACAAGCUGGUAGUGAAAGUUGAGGUUUUUUUUCUUCUUUAAGUUCUACUUAAAUUGAAAGGCCUUAAAUUCUAAAACCUUCAGAUACUCUGUCAUUGGUGAGCCUGUGACCGGCCCCUCUUCUUGGACUUUGUGUUCAGACUCGGUCGUAAGGACACGUUCAACACUUGACACACAUAUACUGGAGUACUCAUCGGUGGCUUUUUAAUUCUAGCAUUGUAUUGCACAGUCGUGCGUGUGUGUGUUUGUGUGUCUGUAUGAUGAUUUGCAUUUAGCGUGACUGUCAAUUUUGUGUGCGUGCGUGCCUGUGUGUAAGUGUACGUGCGGUUGAUGUGUGUGUAAUCAUUCUUUUCACAAAACUAUGCAUCCUAGAAUGUGACUCUUGUGAAAGUAUGUGUGUCAUUUGGAAUAUUUAACUCGUUUACAUUAACGGUAUAUUUAAGUUUGUAUUUGUCACUGCCUUUGUGGUGAUGUGCAUAUUACUUGUGUGUAAAUGCAGAAUUUUGAUAUUUGAUGAGCCAGUAGGCUUUUGGGGCACAUGUACAGUACAUGUAUGUUUGACAUAAAUCAUGAAUUCAA